UCCUGAUCCACGAUGUUCUUUUUCUUCAACCGCAAAGUGAAUUCAUCUGCCACGUCCCUCCUCCUGUUAUGAGAAAAUGAAGGGCUCUAUUGCCUCAUGUCUGCUCGUUCUGGCUCUGAGGGCUGUGUCAGCUUUACCCUCGCUCGUGUCCCGCGCUGACAUGCUCGACACCUACGACUAUGUCAUCGUUGGUGGUGGCACCGGUGGGAUGACCCUCGCCAGCAGGCUGUCUGAGGACGGCACGAACACUGUCCUCCUUAUUGAGGCAGGUUCACUAGACAAAGGCGAAAGGGAGAUUGUAGUUCCCCGCUUCUACGUUGGGACGUUGAGUGGAGUUCCUGAGACCUUUCAAUAUGCAUGGCAUAUCAAAACAGCCCCGCAGGCCGAACUGGGCAACCGCAGUAUUACCAUCGCCCAGGGAAAACUGAUCGGAGGUGGAAGUUCCAUCAAUGCGAUGGUCUACGACCGCGGCCGAGCAGCUGAUUACGACUCCUGGGCUGACAUUAUCGGGUCUGAGGGGUGGAAUGCUGCCAGCUUGCUCCCAUAUUUCAAAAAGGCCGAGACCUUCACGCCGCCGCCCGAGGAGCAAGCAAAAGAGUUCAAGAUCACAUAUAAUCCCGAAUGCCACGGCUUCGAGGGACCGAUUCAGUCAAGCUACGCGGAAUGGGUGUACCCGCAGCAUAAUGAAUUCAUGGAUGCUAUGGAUUCUUUGGGCGUCCGGAGACCUUUGGAUCAGUCCUGUGGCGAUACGCUCGGCGCUUAUUUCACGACCCAUUCAAUCCAUCCUGUAAACCGGUCGAGGUCAUAUCCGCGCGUAGCUCAUUUCGACCCUACAGUUGACAGGGCUAAUCUCCACGUGCUGAUCGAGCACCAAGCGACGAGAAUUGUUACUCACAAGGUUGAUGGAAUCGUGAAAGUCACUGGCGUCGAGUUUGCGGCGUCCCGUAACGCGGCCAAGCAAAUUGUUGGCGUCCAUAAAGAGGCUGUGCUCUCAGCAGGGGCCUUUCACUCUCCGCAGAUACUCCAGCUGUCCGGUAUUGGAAAAGCGAUUCAACUGGGGAAACUCGGGAUUAGCUCGGUGGUUGACUUGCCUGGAGUGGGACAAAAUCUCCAGGACCAUUGCGCUGCACCUACGCUCAUGAGGAUCAAUCCGAAUCUCGACCAGGCCGCCGAUCUCAACAAUGCCACAUUUGAUCACGAACAAGGCGAGCUUUACUACUCGGAAAGGAAAGGCCGUUGGACAACCGGGCCUCUGUCCUCCGUAUUGUUUCUUCCUCUCCUCAACUACACCGAGUACGGCGAAAGAAUACUAGACGGAAUGGCCGUGGACAUCUCGACGAGUUAUCUGCCAGACGAUAUCGACCCGUCCGUAAAGGCAGGGUACGAAGCACAGCUGGAACGGAUCGUCAAGAUGCACAAGGAACGCAGCACCGCAGGACAAGAGCUUAUGUACGUGGGCGGCGGCACAGGCCUGAGUAGCAUCCUGAUGCACCCUCUCAGCCGCGGAUGGGUACGGCUCAAUUCCACGGACCCCUUCGAUGACCCACUAGUAGACCCGCGAUACCUAAGCCACCCGUCAGAUAGGCAACUCUUUGUCGAGGCUGUCAGAUACAACCGGAAAAUCAUCGCGACGGAGGCGCUGCAGCGGACUGGUGCGGCGGAGACAUUCCCGGGGGGCAACGUCACCUCUGACGAGGCCAUUCUCAACUCGCUGAGGAAUAGGAUCAACACAGUCUGGCACCCAUCGGGUACUUGUGCGAUGAUGCCUCGGGAGAUCGGCGGAGUUGUUGAUGCGGAGUUGAAGGUAUAUGGUGUCGAUAACCUACGAGUUCUUGACGCCAGUGUCAUGCCAAUACUCCCGGCCGCUCAUAUGCAGGGCACCGUAUAUGCCAUGGCCGAGAAGGCUGCGGAUAUGAUGCUCAGUGUUUGGAUUUGA
Messenger RNA from Diaporthe batatas, 1936 nucleotides. RefSeq lists its product as uncharacterized. The record is from RefSeq and is a predicted model, not a curated record. Gene Ontology annotation, biological process: secondary metabolite biosynthetic process. The coding region runs from base 77 to 1936 and encodes 619 amino acids. The transcript is spliced from 9 exons. NCBI's taxonomy places the organism in Eukaryota, Fungi, Ascomycota, Sordariomycetes, Diaporthales, Diaporthaceae. Gene Ontology annotation, molecular function: oxidoreductase activity, acting on CH-OH group of donors; flavin adenine dinucleotide binding.